GGCUGACUAUCCGGCGGCCCGGGCGAAGCGGGCGCGGUGCGCUGCGGGCCGCUGCAGACAGGGGGCGGCCGCGCCCACUUCCUCCGCCGCUCCGCACCCGCCGGCGGCGCACCCGGGUGGCAGCGCUGCGCGCCCGGACCUACCCGGCUUUGGCGAGGCGGCCCUCGGCGCGCUCGGAUCCCACCGCGCGCUUUGCGACCCGGCUGCGGGGCGUUCGGCUGCCCGCAUGGACGCGGUGCUGAAGCGGAGCCGCUCUGAGGAGCCGGCGGAGCUUCCGCCGCCCGCCCGGGAAGUGGAGGAGAAAGAGGAGGAGGAAGAGAGGAUGGAGCAGGGCCUGGAGGAGGAGGAAGAGGUGGACCCCCGGAUCCAGGGAGAGCUGGAGAAGUUAAAUCAGUCCACGGAUGACAUCAACAGACAGGAGACUGAACUUGAGGAUGCACGCCAGAAAUUCCGAUCUGUCCUGGUCGAGGCAACGGUGAAGCUAGACGAACUGGUUAAGAAAAUCGGCAAAGCUGUGGAGGACUCGAAGCCCUACUGGGAGGCCCGCAGGGUGGCAAGGCAGGCUCAGCUGGAAGCUCAAAAAGCCACACAGGACUUCCAGAGGGCCACCGAGGUGCUCCGUGCUGCCAAGGAGACCAUUUCACUGGCUGAGCAGCGGUUGCUGGAGGAUGACAAACGGCAGUUUGACUCUGCUUGGCAGGAGAUGCUGAAUCAUGCUACUCAGAGGGUCAUGGAGGCCGAGCAGACCAAGACAAGGAGCGAACUGGUACACAAGGAGACAGCAGCCAGGUACAAUGCUGCCAUGGGCCGUAUGCGUCAGCUGGAGAAGAAACUCAAACGAGCUAUCAACAAAUCCAAGCCUUAUUUUGAACUCAAGGCAAAGUACUACGUGCAGCUUGAGCAACUGAAGAAGACAGUGGAUGACCUUCAGGCCAAGCUGGCCCUGGCAAAAGGCGAGUACAAGGCAGCCCUGAAGAGCCUGGAGAGGAUCUCAGAUGAGAUACAUGAGCGGCGGCGCUCCAAUGCCAUGGGUCCUCGGGGCUGUGGCGUUGGGGCUGAGGGCAGCAUCACAUCAGUAGAGAAACUACCUGGGAACAAACCUGAGCCUGAUGCCAUUUCUGUGGCUUCUGAAGCCUUUGAAGAUGACAACUGCAGCAACUUAGUGUCUGAAGAUGACUCAGAAACCCAGUCUGUAUCCAGCUUUAGUUCAGGGCCAACAAGUCCAUCUGAAAUGCCUGACCAGUUCCCUGCAGUGGCAAGGCCUGGCAGCUUGGAUCUGCCCAGCCCCGUGUCCCUGUCUGAAUUUGGAAUUAUGUUUCCAAUACUGGGCCCUCGAAGUGAAUGCAGUGGGGCCUCCUCUCCUGAAUGUGAAGUGGAACGAGGAGACAGAGCAGAAGGGGCUGAGAAUAAAACGAGUGACAAAGCCAACAACAACCGCAUUCUCAGCAACAUCAACAGUGGUGGUGGCAGGGACAGGAGCCAAAGCAGCACAUCCCUUGAGGGACAGGCCUUGGAGACCCGUAUGAAGCAACUCUCCCUACAGUGCUCAAAAGGAAGAGAUGGGAUUAUUGCUGACAUAAAAACGGUGCAGAUUGGCUGAUCCACCCAGGGCUAUGGCCCAUGGGCACAUCACAUUUAUACAUGAAACUCUAGAAACAUCGUGCCAAUAAUCAAUCUAACAUAAGCCAAAUAGUGUAUGCAUUUACUCUAAACUGCACUAACCAAGUUUCAGUGACCUUGAGGGCUGAAGAAUUUCCCUCUGAUAAGAGCUCUUGGGCUGGUGUGUUUUUCAGAGCAAAGCCAUUGCAGGUAAAUUGUGACCAGGGUCACAGCCUUUGCAGAACAUUCCCUGUGGCAGCAGUGUGGAGCAAUAACUAGUUUCUGUGAAAGAACCCGAGCCUGGAGGAGAACAGGGCAGUUAGCCAGACUGGGGUCACCAGCCUCCAUCUCUAUCCACCUCUUUCCCCUCUAUUUGGGGAAACUGAGAAGUUUUUUCCAUUAUAAUAUCACAGAGCACCAAAAUAAUUUUAAAACUCACACAAACACAAAGAGAAAGCUUAAAAAUAAUGCCAAGAACACAAUUCAUCUUUAUCACCUCUGGUGCUCAGAGGGGGAUUUUUUAAAAAGCAUGUCUUCUGGGACACCCAUUAAAACCAUUUCCUAGGAAAGCUACCAUUAACUGCACUUUUGGGGGGUGGGAAAGGUGAAUGAAUGCCAAUGUGGGGAUGGGUAAUGAGGUAGCAAGGACAUAGCAUAGAGGGGAUUUGUGGCUGUGGGAGGUUCUAUAGCCUGACCUUAGCCUGACAGCCAAGGGGGGUUUAUUCUAAGACAAGUGCAUGUGAAGAAUGGUUGCCACUGUUCUAUCUAGAUUGACAAGAAGUUAAUUUCUCUGUAGGCUGUAACUUCUACAUUAAUUGCGAUUAUUUAAGGUUUAUGCUGCACCUAGUAUUCCUUAGAGGAAACUGUCCCUUUAAAGGGACAGUAAAUAGAAGGGCAGGUAAAUAGAAGCAACAGAUGUCAUGAUAAUAGUAGUGUAUUUAGACUUAGUGUUUAUGGUUAUGCAUAAUUAGGGCUCUGUAUUGUAUUUGUCCUAUUCCAUUAAUUUGGCUUUUCUAAUGAAAAAAGCACCCCUCCCCAUUUCAAAUUGUCUCUUAAUUCUGUCACAGCUUGUAUAUUUUAGCCAUGUGUGUAUAGCUUCAUACAACAGUGGUUUCUUCUUUUUUUAUUGAUGAAUACAGUAUCCUAAUUACAAGGUUAUUUUGUACUUGUUUUAAUACCUUGAGGGUAAUAAAAACUAAGAAAACUUUGUGACUUCAGAUGAGAAAACCCACUGUUGUCUUACUCUGGGAAAUGCUGUCGUUUUAAGAAAGACCAUCCGGCAUUGGUGGCACAUGUGUUUAGUCCCAGCACUGAGGAGGCAGAGGCAAGUGGAAACCCUGUCUCAAAAAAUCAAUGUCAUUUUCAGAUAAAGUGAUAAUCCUGGUAAUGUUAACUCAAUCCCAAGGUCUGGAUUCAAAUGCCACUCUUGGUGUUGCACAGGUAAACACUGAGGAGAGACAAACAGGCAGCCACAGCUUCACUGGUCAGUGUAGUUAGUCUCCUGGGGUAGGGGCCUAACAUCCUGCAAUAUGGUUUCAUCUGUCAGCCUGAUUUAAUCUGUGGUACACUUGGGCACAGAUUUUAAUGUAUAUGCUGCAUACUGAAAUGUGUUGUGGAACAAGUGCCUAGUUAGUGUUACCUAUUAAUAUUCUCAGUUGCUGGAAGUCUCUUUCAACUUCUCUGUUUCCCUGCAGCUGAGACUUUGCUUAUUCUCCUUCCUAUCAACGUUAGUGAGGUUAAGUUGUGUAGUCUAAUGUUCAGGAUCCACCAUGGGGGAUUUCUGGGCCACAUAUCUGUCACCCUGAAUGUUGUUCCUCACAAUAAAAUCUCGUGAGCAUUUACAGCAAGGAACAGAAGAUGGGGUUUUCUUGUGUGGGGAGCUUAGCACCAUAUCCCUUACUUGAGCAUAGGGCUUCAUAAUCUGGCCUCUUGCCUCGGUUCCCUAUCCCAUCGGUCUGGGAAUGCACAACCUUUGACUUGGUUCCUGUCUCACAUCACUUCCUCAUAUUUCCAAUACAGCAGGGCCACUCAUGUCACCAUGGCCUUCUUGCAAUUCACUGUCCUUUUGACUUUACUCUCCCAUAACCUCAGUUUCAGUUUUGGGCCCUCUUUUUUCAGGUGACCACGAACCAUGUACUACUAAUUCUAGAAUUCAACCUCUUCUGGAUAAUUUUCUUUACUGUGUCAAGGGGAAAGUCCAUUCUUUGAGUCUGAGCAUCUAUGUGUAUACUGAAAUUAGAUACCUGAGCCAACCCCUCCUCUCUUCUAGCAAUCUCUAAUUUUUCCCUUUUUUAAAAAAUCUGUUCCACCAUUGUGCUUCUGAUCCAAAUGUCAAUUCCAACUACCAAUUCCAGCCUGCUGUCCCCACAUGCAAAGCAGCUGAGCUACAGGCUUGUGAUCUUCCAGUUUCUUUACCCAGCUAUAAAAAGAAGUAAUACUGAUUAUACUUGAUUUAGCAACUGGGAAGAUUAAAAAAAAGUAUGCACAAUGAGUACGUUCAUAGUAAAAAGUAACUCCUGGCUACUUUUCUAUUCUGUAUUUGGAGCUUCAAGUUCAAAUGGCACUUCUUGAAGUGUGUGUGUGUGUGUGUGUGUGUUUGGUCCAGCCUUACCUGUACACUUGUAGACUCUCCACAGAGCUUGAUUACAGGGUCCAACACUGUUUAUUUGUUUUUGUGCUGCUGGGGAUUGAACCCAGGGCCUUGGACAUGCUAAGCCAAGUGUUGUAAUACUGAGCUGCCUCUAAGCCUUCUACUAUAUUUCGGGUUUAUAUGGCCAAGUGGAAUCUCACUGAUGAAAAUCUUCCAACUACUGAAUUAAAAGCUAUCCUUGAAACAUACCUUCCAUAAGUAUAAAUAUUUUAUUUCAAUUAAAGGCAGUAGAAAUAGUUUUGGUAAUUAUAAAGUAGAGACAGCGACAAGAUCCCAACCUAUAAAUCUUGAGCAUCAUUCUGUACUAAUAAUUUUUAUGUAAACAAAUGGGAAUUUACACAACACUAAUUCCUGGCAACUCACUUUUUAUGAAUGCUGUAUAACUCGAUCACCACAUACCAGAUUCACAAGGACUCUCCAAAUCCUUGUUAUGAAAGCACCAACUACAGAGCAAUUUAAAAACUCUACACACUAAACUUUAACAUUUCCAGUCUCAGAUCACUACAUUCACCAACCUGCUAAGAAUUAAAAAAAUGGCAACAGUAAACUAUACCUCUGUUCUCUCCACAAUGGAUGAUAUAUCUAACACUGACAACCUUCAUUCUUAAGCCUGAGCAUCUUCAUGCUAAGCUAAAUGGUACUUUUUAAAGCUUUAUUCUCUCAUAACAUCUAGGCAACAAUAAACAUUUAAAGACACAAUAAAAAAUUCAAACUAAUUACAAUGACAUUCAUUUGGUAAUUAGUUGCCUAAGAUGUAUGGUGGAGUUCAACAUGAACAGGUUAAACUUACGUGCUCUGU
Messenger RNA from Phodopus roborovskii (desert hamster), 5048 nucleotides. RefSeq names its product SH3 domain binding protein 5 (gene Sh3bp5). Gene Ontology annotation, molecular function: protein kinase inhibitor activity. Gene Ontology annotation, cellular component: cytoplasm. The coding region runs from base 227 to 1600 and encodes 457 amino acids. Gene Ontology annotation, biological process: intracellular signal transduction; negative regulation of protein tyrosine kinase activity. The transcript has 9 exons. The record is from RefSeq and is a predicted model, not a curated record. NCBI's taxonomy places the organism in Eukaryota, Metazoa, Chordata, Mammalia, Rodentia, Cricetidae.